CAUCGCACAGUGAUCAAGAAUGCCGCAAUCCUAUAGUUCUUAUAAGCACUAUCAUUCUUGCUUAUAAGUGAUCUUUCCUCCAAGCUUUUGUUUUCAGUUCGCUUUGGACGUGCCAUAGUUGCUGUUGUCUGCUCAAUUGUUUAGUUGCGAUCUUGGCUAGAUCUCUCGUUCCUGUUUCGUCGAUCAGUUGUACAUAAAGGCAACUAUGAAUUGCCUGCGUAAAAUACCAAUGCGUAUGAUUGUUAGCGCAGUCCAGCGCCAACAGCAAUGCAUGUCCAGCGGUUCAAGUGCCAUGUCAGCACUCACUGUGCUCACCGAAGAUGAACGCGUAAUGAAGGAGACUGUGGCUAAAUUGGCCCAAGAGCAAGUCGCUCCACUCGUCAAGAAAAUGGAUCAGGAGCACAAAUUCGAUCCAUCAGUGGUGAAGGCCGUUUUCGAGAAUGGCUUGAUGGGCAUUGAAGUUGAUCCUGAUUUGGGUGGUAGUGGAUGCAAUUUUUUGACAACCAUUUUAGUUGUCGAAGAGCUGUCCAAGGUUGAUCCGUCCGUUGCAGCUUUCGUCGACAUCCAUAAUACGUUAGUUGUCUCACUUAUGAUGAAAGUGGGCAACGAGGAGCAGAAAAAGAAGUAUUUGCCGAAACUGUCACAAGAAUAUGCUGGUAGCUUCGCUUUGACUGAGCCAGGGGCUGGAUCUGAUGCUUUCGGAUUAAAAACCGUUGCCAAGAAGGAUGGCACUCAUUACGUUAUUAACGGUACAAAAAUGUGGAUUUCUAAUUCGGACGUAGCUGGUGUUUUUCUAGUCUUUGCCAACGCCAAACCAGAAGCGGGCUAUCGCGGUAUUACCACAUUCAUUGUUGAUCGCGAAACACCGGGGUUGAUUGUGAAUAAGCCCGAGGAUAAGCUCGGAAUUCGCGCCUCUGGCACCUGUAUGGUUACUUUCGAUAACGUGCGCAUUCCCGAAGAGAAUUUACUUGGCGAGUUCGGCCAAGGCUAUAAAUAUGCCGCCGGCUUUUUGAAUGAGGGACGCAUUGGUAUUGGCGCUCAAAUGGUAGGUCUCGCCCAAGGCUGCUUCGAUCACACUAUACCCUAUCUGUUGGAACGCAAGCAGUUCGGCAAGGAAAUAUACGAUUUCCAAUCGAUGCAACAUCAAAUAGCUACUGUGGCCACUGAGAUCGAAGCGGCACGUUUGCUCACUUACAAUGCUGCGCGCCUACAGGAACAGGGCAAACCUUUCCUCAAGGAAGCUGCUAUGGCCAAGUUUUUCGCCUCGGAAGUGGCACAACGUGCCACUAUUAAGUGCAUUGACUGGAUGGGCGGUGUUGGCUUCACACGUGAUUUCCCACAAGAGAAGUAUUAUCGCGAUGUUAAGAUUGGCGCCAUCUAUGAAGGCACCACCAACAUGCAGCUAAGUACCAUUGCUAAAGUGAUCAAGAAGGAGUACGCCAAGUAAAUGAAGUGAGAACGAAAGCUCAAAAGGCAUGCAAAAUCUUUGCGGGCUUUGUCUUCCAGUGAAAAUAGUCAAAAAAAAUAUCGUAGCAGAUACCAACAGUGCAUUUAUUAAGAAAUUAUCAGUAAAGCAAUGAAAUUUGGCUGUUUAAGCCACUCCGCUGACCUUCGUUGGGAUAAAUAGUUUUAAAACAACCAACAAAUUAUGAGCUUACUGGCAAUUUCAGAACCACACAAAUAGAUUCUAGUACAUACAUAUUUAAUAUAAUUUUGUUAAAGACAUUUGUACAUAUUUUUUUGAAAUUUUUGUAAGAACACAUACGUGAAAUAUGAGCAUUUAUUAAAGUUAAAUAUAUUUAUGUAUAAUAUAUAUGAAACAAA
This is a messenger RNA of Anastrepha ludens (Mexican fruit fly), 1824 nucleotides long. RefSeq names its product short/branched chain specific acyl-CoA dehydrogenase, mitochondrial. Lineage: Eukaryota; Metazoa; Arthropoda; Insecta; Diptera; Tephritidae. Gene Ontology annotation, cellular component: mitochondrion. Gene Ontology annotation, molecular function: acyl-CoA dehydrogenase activity; flavin adenine dinucleotide binding. The record is from RefSeq and is a predicted model, not a curated record. Bases 206 to 1447 code for a protein of 413 amino acids. The transcript has 5 exons.